AUUGUAGUUUUCCUUCCGGGGAGAAUGUACAGGUGCGCUCGUUAUAUGACCUGAGAAUCACGCCUGUUAUGAAGAAACCAUGAAGAUGUCAAAAGUCUGCCUGCGUUUAUCACGGUUUUCUGUGGGUCACGCUGUUAUUACAAGCAAAACACAUGCGGAUUUAAGACCAUGCUCUACGAGGAUGCUGUCCUUAACUUCACAGCUUAAUGCAAAGUCCAGAAAACCUCCAGAUGAUAAAGAAGCAUCCAAGCCCAUCCAGUUCUCCACCAGCAAAGCCAGCCACCGAACCUGGAGAGUGGACCGCUCGAUGGGCAGCACACACCAGCGGCCCUGGUGGAAGGUUCUGCCCAUCAGCCUCGUUGGAGUGGGCUUCGUCGUCUGGUGCAUCUUCAGGAAAGAGACGGAGAUCGACGAGUCUCUGGAGAGAAACCUCUAUGAACAUUUACCAGGACUGCUGUCUGAUGAAGAACAGGAGGGAGUCGGUGUCAAAAACAAACCCUCAUAGUGGCAUAAAAGGGACAUUUUCGAAAUGUGGAAUGUUUAUUUAUUGUUCAAUGAUGAGUUUUUUUCUCCAAACUGAGAAUUAUCAAAUCGACCGUCCACAUUCUGUGCUCUUGAACGUGGCUUUAUUAAACCGGAUCACCUGUAGCUGGAUUUAUAUUGAAGAUUGUGAAGCCAGAAGCAUUGUACUGAAAGCAUAAAGGAGAAAAGUCUGAAUUGUAAUUGUGAUGUGACUGCUAGGUUACAUGAUGUAAUCAGGGAACCAUUACUGAACACACUGAAAGUCAACAUUGAAAAUACACUUUAGCUGCUAAAUGAAUCAUCUUCAGCAUCAUAUAAUCAAAGUGGGCAUGCAAAAAUGACUUGAUAUGGUUUACAGACCAUAGAAAGUGAAACCCAUUAAAAACAGGUUAAAGAUUUUUCACUGCUCAUAAUAAAACGUUUCAAGAAG
This is a messenger RNA of Cyprinus carpio (common carp), 952 nucleotides long. RefSeq names its product ubiquinol-cytochrome c reductase complex assembly factor 4-like. The record is from RefSeq and is a predicted model, not a curated record. Lineage: Eukaryota; Metazoa; Chordata; Actinopteri; Cypriniformes; Cyprinidae.